GCCCUAUGGCAGCUGGGAUAGGCUCCACCCCCUGUGACCCUGAUUUGGAUAAGCAGAAAGAAAUGAGCAAGGUGUUUGCUGGUGUUUCUGAUAUUAUGUUUUUGGUGUUCUGUGUUGGGUCAUAUUUUGGCCGAUUUUGGUGGGAGAAAAGGUGAGUGUGACUCACCUGAGACAGACAGUGCACAGGUGCUGACCUGCAUGUUUUCCUGUGACUUCAUGCAGUGUUGUUGAUGACAGAGAAAGAGCGGUUAGGUCCUCCAGAACAGAGGACGGCGAGAGCACAGCAGAGAUGUUUGAAAAUGUCCCGACAGUGUCUACAACGGAGCGUCAGCAGGUGCUGGCAGCUCUGGAGCGUCUGCAGGCCAAACUGGUGCAGCGGGAGGAGUGGACCCACAGCGAUACCCUGGGAAACCUGCGGGAGACGCUGCAGAGCCCGCUCUUUAACCACAUCCUGACCCUUCAACACUCAAUCAAGCAGCUCCGCAGCGAGCUCAGCGCCAUGCCUCCCAACACCAGCAGUGAUUUCAGUUUCUCCAAAAAAGGUCAACUGAUCAUGAGCGUCGAUCCAGUCGGUGGCCCAGCCCCACCCCCGCUGUCUGCGACCUCCUCCAUCCUCACCAAUGGCUCGUUUCCGCCCAAACGUCAGACUCCGCCCACACCUGACCUCCAGAAGUGGAUUCUUGAUGCUGCCAAGGGACGUCCCACUGACGUGGUCAGAUUGACUCGUCCUCUGACUGGCGGUCUGGGCUUCAGUGUGGUCGGUCUGAAUCCAACAGGAAGCAGUAGCCGCGGCGUCUUCAUCAAACACGUCCAGCCCGGAGGAAUCGCUCACAGGGAUGGGCGUCUGCAGGAACGGGACCAGAUCCUAGUGAUAAACGGCAGUCCUCUGGAGCCGGGCAUCAGCCAGCAGCAGGCGCUCUCCCUCCUGCAGCAGCCUGGAGAGACGGUGGAGCUGGUGGUGGCCAGAGGCCGCCCACCUGACGCAUCGUUGCCGCCCACAACACCAAUCAACACAGAUCAGUGGGACCACGUGGAGGAGAUCGAGCUGGUCAAUGAUGGAUCUGGUCUUGGUUUCGGCAUCGUGGGCGGGAAGACGUCCGGAGUGGUGGUCAGGACACUGAUACGAAACGGUGUGGCCGACAGGGAUGGGCGCCUCCGCACAGGUGACCACAUCCUUCGAAUCGGGGCAACACCUACCAGCGGCCUCAACAGCGACCAGGUAGUCCACGUACUGCAGGCGUGCGGGAGCCGCGUGAACAUGCUCAUCGCCAGAGACCCCCAAGGUCAACAAGCAGCAGCACAUCCUCCCCCACCACCUCCUGUCUCUGCCCCCGUUUCCUCUUUACCACCCCAAACCCCCGAGCUGCCUCCCCAGAACCCACCCCAGCGGCGUUUCAGCAAGGCGCCCAAUCUGGAAGGAUACGAGAUCCAUGAGGUUACUCUCUCCAAGAUGGAAGGACAGAGCCUCGGCAUCUCCAUCGUCGGCCACAACCCUCUGACCAGCCAAGAUGCAGUCGGUGUGUUUGUUAAACACGUGGUUCCCGGCAGCGCAGCGGAUCAGAGUGGGAACAUCCAAGUCCAAGACCGACUGAUCGCUCUGGACGGCGUCAGUCUGCACGGUCUGACCAACCAGGAGGUUCAGGAGGUGAUGAAGCAGACGGGUCAGACUGUCAUUCUCACUCUGGUCAGGAAGAAAGCCAGAGCUCUGGAGAGAUCGUUGGAUAAAGUGGAGAGAGAGCCUUCUCGAGUUUCUCUCAGGAGGUCAUCGGAGGUCAAAGCUCACUUGUCUGGGUUUGGAUCCACGAUGAUGAAGCAGGAAUCAACAGACCUAAACUCAGCACAGCUAAACAGGGAGGCAGAACUGAGGGCUAAGUGGGAGCAGGCUCUUGGACCUAAUUAUCAAGUCCUGAUGGUGAAUUUGGAUCCCGUGAUCGAAGACGAUGAAGAGCUGCAGAAGUCAUCAAAGCUGCUGCCUGUCCACACUCUGCGUCUUGGGGUCGAGUUGGACUCCUUUGAUGGUCAUCACUACAUCUCGUCGGUGGCGCCCGGAGGCCCCGUCGACAGACACGGAGUCCUGAGACCCGAAGACGAGCUGCUGGAGGUGAACGACGUUCAGCUGUACGGAAAAUCUCGCAGAGAAGUGGUGUCGUUCCUUAAAGAGGUGCCUCCUCCGUUCACUCUGGUCUGCUGCCGACACCCGAUCGCCGACCUGGAACCAGAAUCCGAAUCUGAACCAGAACCAGUACUACGACUAGAACCGAAAGCAGGACCAGCCAGACAGUCGCAGCGGGGUGUGGAGGAGAUCGAGAUGAAGCUGUCAUCGAUGCUCUGCAGUCAGACUCUCCUGAGAGAUGAUAGCAGUGGCAGACAGGAGCAGGUCUCACCUGUAGAGGUGGUGCUGAGGGAGGAGCAGACCCACUACACCCAGGAAGAGGAUGAGGAAGAAGAAGAGGAGGAAGAUGAGGAGGAUGAGGACGGAGAGCUUGCUCUGUGGUCUUCGGACAUUCAGGUGUUGGAGCUGCAGAAAGAGCGAGACAAAGGCCUCGGCUUCAGCAUCCUUGACUACCAGGACCCGCUGGACCCCGGCAGAUGUGUGAUGGUGAUCCGGUCUCUGGUACCUGGUGGUUCAGCGGAGCUCCACGGCAGUUUGCUCCCCGGAGACCAGCUUGUGUCGGUCAACCGCACCCAGCUGGACAUGCUCAGUCUGGCCGAGGCUGUUGAGGUUCUCAAGUGUGCUCCGCCUGGUAUGGUCCGCCUGGGAAUCCGGAAGCCUCUGGUGGUGGAGGCACCAGAGAGGAGGAGAGAGGACAGCAGCACAUCACUACCUAUGGCAAAGGGUUUCAACCAAGCCGCCAUGCUUCCACAGAGCCUUCAUCUGGAGGAGGAGGAGGAGCCAGAGCUGAUCCUGGAUGCUCUCCCUCGCUACGCCACCUCUUCUCUGACCUCUGACCUCCGGCCAGAGGAGGAAGGCAGGGAAAUGGGUGUUGAUGAAGAGGAGGUAGAGCCGGAGGACAGCGUGAGCCCCGCCCCCAGGAAACCCCCACCAUCUUGGGAAGAGUGGAAGUUGGCCUCCCUUACCCGAGCUGGGGGGGCAGAGGAGGCCUGGAGCAGAGAGAUGCAGGAGGAGGAAGACCUACAGAGAUCGGACCAUGAAAGCAUUGUGUCUGUGGGAAAGCUGAUUCUGGGUCUUCCAGACUCCAGAGACAGCGAAGCAGACUCUGAGCUGACUCUCACGGACACUGACACCGAGUCUGUCAGGAGGAUUGAUACUGCAAAGAGGAAAAGGCGGAGCCAGGGGGGAGCCUCUCUGCCAAUCAGAGGAGGCCACAGUGACUUGCCUGAAAGAGAGGAGGGGGAAGGACAGGAAACACCUGCCUUCAGUCACUGGGGACCGCCCCGCAGGGUGGAGGUGUGGCCUGAGGAGGGUCAGUCUCUGGGUCUGAGCAUCGUCGGAGGUCGCCAUGUCAUCAAGCGACUGAGGAAUGGAGAGGAACUGAAGGGAAUCUUCAUCAAGCAGGUUUUACCCAAUAGCCCCGCCGCCAACACCCACUGUCUGAAGACCGGGGACAAGAUCCUGGAGGUGUCAGGUGUUGACUUGCGAGCUGCCAGUCACGAGGAGGCGGUCAACACAAUCAAAUCUGCCCCGAGCCCCGUUGUCUUCAUCGUCCAGAGCCUGACAGCGACUCCACGGCCCAUGUCUCUGACAGCUUCAACCGUCAGCAGAUCCCAAACGAAGAGGAUGGAGUCUCCGAAAUCAGAGGUAGUGCUGCCCCCCCCGAGACAGCCCCCACCCUACAGGCCUCCCAGCUACUCAGACAAGGAGCUAAACUCUGACUUGGAGGAGGCCAAAGAGCGGUGGUGUGAGCGUUAUGGAGACCUGCGAGGGGAGCUGCUAUGCGUGGAGCUGGAGAAGGAACGGCAGGGUUUGGGCCUCAGCCUGGCGGGGAACAGGGAUCGCUCCCGCGUCAGCAUCUUCGUGGUCGGGCUCCAUCCCGGGGGGCCGGCUGCCCGCGACGGGCGCAUUCAGAUUGGAGACGAGCUUCUGGAGAUUAACAACCAGAUUCUUUAUGGGCGGAGCCACCAGAACGCCUCAGCCAUCAUUAAGAGUGCCGCCUCCAAGGUGAAGCUCAUCCUGCUCAGAAACGACGAUGCAAUAAAUCAGAUGGCCGUCCCUCCCUUCCCCUCUCCCCCUCCACCACCCUCCCUCAGCCCAGCCAGCCCUGAGUGUAUCUCGCCCACCCUGCUCAGUGGAUCCACCCCCUCUGACGGGCCCUGCCCCCCCGAAGGCUUGACGCUCCACCCGCUGUCGGACGCGCCGGACGAGCCAAGCGACGAAGCCGAGCAGAACAGCAGGAGCAGGAACAGCGUCCGCGAGAGUCUGAGAGAGGCCAACACUUUCAGAAAGAGGCUGAAAGCUGCAGAGUCUCCAGAAAAUGAGCUGCAGGCUACACUGGAGCAGUGUGAGUCACACAGUAAACGGAUGGCAGCUUCUCCUCCUCUGAUCAGCCCCGAUCAGCACAGAGACCCAACCUGCUGUGCUGUGGUUCCUGGUCAGGAGACACUGCUGGAGAUCUGCAAAGGUCGAUCUGGACUGGGACUCAGUAUAGUGGGAGGAAGAGACACACAGCUGGAUGCCAUCAUGAUCCACGAGGUGUAUGAAGAAGGAGCUGCAGCCAGAGAUGGGCGUCUGUGGGCCGGAGACCAGAUACUGGAGGUGAAUGAAGUGGAUCUCCGCGGGGCGUCCCACGAGGAGGCGAUCGCCGCCCUGCGUCAGACACCGGCUAAGGUCCGUCUGACAGUCCUGAGGGAUGAGGCUCAGUACAGAGAUGAGGAGAACCUGGACGUCUUUAAGGUGGAGCUGCAGAAAAAGAGCGGCAGAGGGCUGGGGCUCAGCAUCGUCGGGAAGAGGAGUGGCAGCGGUGUGUUUAUCUCAGAGGUGGUCAGAGGGGGCGCCGCUGAGCUGGACGGCCGGCUGAUGCAGGGAGAUCAGAUUCUGUCAGUGAACGGUGAUGACGCGAGACAUGCCUCCCAGGAAGCCGUGGCUGCCAUCCUGAAGUGUGCUCGGGGUCCUGUCCUGUUGGAGCUCGGCCGACUCAAAGCUGCCUCCUGGAUCACAUCCAGACGUAACUCACAUGGGAGCCAGAUGAGUCACGCCAGCACAAACAGCUCAGGCGUUCCAGCUCCUUCCCUCACACAGUCCCCUGAGCCAUCUGACCCCCCAACCUCAAGCCUGCCCCUCAAUAACAACGCCGAGCCCACUGGUGAAAUAACUUCCUCCACCUCAGGGCUCGACGAAGGCAUCCGAACAGUGGAGAUCACCAGGGGUCUCGGCGACUCCCUUGGGGUGAGUGUAGCAGGAGGGAAGGGCAGUCCUCUGGGUGACAUCCCCAUCUUCAUCGCCAUGAUUCAGGCUAGCGGAGUCGCUGCUAAAACCCACCAGCUCAAGGUGGGAGACAGGAUCGUCAGUGUUAACGGGCAGUCUGUGGACGGCCUGUCUCACAGCGAGGUCGUGGCCAUGCUAAAGAACAGCUACGGAAACAUCAGCCUGCAGGUGGUGGCGGACACCAACAUCAGCGCCAUCGCCUCACAGGUGGAAAGUCUGACCAGCAGCUCCAGUCCGUCGGACAACACUGACACACACACAGCAGAGCCUGACGGUCCACGGCCUCGCAGCAUCAGCCUAGAAAAAGGUUCAGAGGGGCUCGGCUUCAGCAUCGUCGGUGGCUUCGGCAGUCCGCACGGAGACCUGCCGAUCUACGUGAAGACCGUCUUCAGCAAGGGCGCGGCAGCGGCGGACGGGCGUCUGAAACGAGGCGAUCAGAUCCUGGCGGUGAACGGAGAGAGUCUGCAGGGAGCGACGCACGAACAGGCCGUUGCCAUCCUGAAAAAACAGAGAGGAACGGUCACGCUGGAUGUCCUGUCAUAACACACGUCUGCUCACACACCUGCACACACACACGGAGCUCCUGCUGCGACGCACACGCUCAGACUCUUGGACAACAACUCUGAUAGUCACUCUGAACCCCAACACGCAAAAAAUUGACAAAAGAAACGGUGUCAGACACACGCGCGCGCGCACACUUCCUGUGCACGGGUUGGUGGGUUUUGGCCGUCUUUACAUGUUAAACAGAGCUUCUCAACCUCUGGGUUGGGGCGCGACAUUGGGUCUCAGCUGAUGAGUUCGUGCUUGCUGUUUGGAUCUAAAGUAAACUUCCCGCGCUGUAGUUUUCACGCUGUAAUAUUUAAUCCUUAAACAGGCAUGCCCACGCUUUCUAAAACACCACAAAUCAAAGAGCUCCUAAACAGAUAAUAAAGUGUAGUUACCUGGCUCUUGUCCACCCUCUUGGACUGCAGUUGGUGGUCCUUCCAGAUGCACCUAGGGAGCAGUAACUCAUCUUUGAAGUGCUGCUGGUGAGUUAUUUUGCAUCUGCAGAAUCAGCGGUCACAAACCUGCUCACAGAAUAAUGGCUGUGAGCAGCGUAACAGCUCGAUCCAAAAUACGGCCAGAUCAAUGUUCUGCCCCCCCCCCUUUCAUCUUUACUACAAUAACGAGCAGGUCGGUCUGACACCACCCAGCUCAAGCUGUCCUCGACUGUGCAGCAACAUGAGUGGCUCAUUUGUUUCUCACUAGGUGCUGAUUGGCUGAUUUUGCAGUUAAAGCAGUUUUCCUGUCUUAGCCUGUCUAGUUCGAGAGACUGAGAACGAGAAGGAAUUAAUUGAGCGCUAAUAAACUGAUCUCGCACCACGUUGUUCUCAGGUAGAGAUAAAAACGAGUCAGCUGAUAUCCUGUAGCAUCAAUUCUGUCCUGUAAUCGUGGAACCGACCCAACCCAACUAUAAAAUCUGAUGUCAUAACCCAGAACCAGGUUGAGAAGCUCUGCUAUUAUUUAUCCUUUGAUCGACACAACGCUCCGUACUGACGGAGGGAUGGCCAAAUCAGCCUGCACUAACUGAUACUAACUGAGACACGGACUGAUGUGAAACUUCACGAAUGGAACCAGGGAACAAAAAGGGAAAGAUGUGGCUGAUGUUAGCCUAGCAUCUCUUCUGUGGUCUACUGUUAGCCGUGUAGUAGCCGUUAUUGUAAAAGUGAAGACCGAUGUGGAGCGUAACGCUGCUGACUGUCAGCUUCCCUUUUUUUUUUCUGCCAUCACAACCAGCCAAACAUGAAAGAAACAGCUGCUAGCCUUUAGUUUCAUCCUCAUAUUGGCUCUAUACCUGUGAUUUUCCACUCCAAACCUUUUUUUCCAUUUUUAAGAACUUUCCUUUGGGUCUAAAAGCACUUUUUCACCGCAGGAACUCAAACAAUGCACAAUCUGGAGCAAACAUUUACAAGAGCAGGCUCCAGUGGUCCCUUCAGAGUUUAACCAAUCAGCAUGCACCACACCCAGCAGUACAGGAAGCCGAGCCAGAAAGCACAAUGUUUCCCUAAACCUAAUCAAACUGUAGCUGGAGAUAUAUUUUAAAAUAACUAACUGUAAACACCAAGUCUAAAAAUAAUUCCACUUCCUGUUUGAUGGUUUCAUCCACGACAACCUGCAGCUCAUGUGGCUAUGUUUGGACUGCAGCAUAAACAACGCAUAGUUAUGUGACUGGCCAGUUCAAAUAUUUGAGCUUCAUUAAUAAGAUCUUUAAAGAACUUCACUUUUAGUUUUAUAGCUCAAAGGUGUGCAACAGGCAGAUGGGAAACUCUAAGGCGUGGGGGUGGGGGGUGUCUCCUGGCAGUUAGACCCUGGUUCCUGCUGUGGAAAAGGUUCAUGUUUAGAUCUGAAAAUUACAGUCAUCGUUGGGUUUUAAUUACUGUUUUGUUAUUUUGUCAAUUAUUGAACAAGAAAAGUGGCCAAAAACCUCCCUAUGAAAAAAUAUAAACCUGUAAGAGCUGAAAUCUCUAAACUUGUUUCCACAUAAAUUAUAGAAGAUGAAAAGAGACUAAUAACACAAAGUUUGUCUAGAAAUGUGGAAACUGUUUCUUGCCAACAUCGCCAUCUAAUAGAAAAUGUUGUGUCCUAAAAACCUGCAAACUGUUCACUCAAAAUCUGGGAAAUGAAAACAGUGGGCGUGAAGCUCAUUAAAAUAUCCCUUCAUAACAGAGGUAUAUUUAUUUUUGAUUCCUUUUUAUUUAUUCAAGUGCUUCCACUGUAUUUCUGUUGUUUAGCCAAACAUGUUAAACUGUGCCAUCAUUUGAUACCAUCACAUAUCCUCUGUUUCCGUACGCUGACUGCUGAACAGAGCCCACACAAGCAUACCGAUGUGAAACUCUCGCUAUCUUCCACUGAGUUCGUGCAACACUUUAUAGAACAUGUAAACAUGUCUGUCUCCAUGGAGAUGACUCUCAGGACUUGGUGGGUAUGGAGACUCCUGUCGCCCCUGGCAACAGAUACAGUGUCUUCCACAUUGUAGUUGAAGGAGACGUGAAUAAGCAUCGGGCCGACAUUCAGUGAAAUCCUUGUGUUCUCCGUCUUUAUCAACAUGUUCUUUUCUUUGCUGCGGUCAGUCAUAGCCGCAAUCUGCUACUGAUCUCUGCAGUCAUGAGGAGGUGUGACCACAAGCAACCUCCUGCAACCGGUGGUUACCGUGGCGUUCCUGACCGGUCUUUAGGCCUGUGCAACUGCGUUCUGAACCCUCUCACCUCUGAGUAUAAGCAAAGAAUAUUGGCUGUUUUCACUCAGGCGUGCAUAAAAGUCCACACUGAGCAGCUUUUUUCUGGUUUCUUCUCCAUGAGGAGUCUGUCCUGUGUUACCAGCUCUGUAAAACAGCAGAAGCUAACCUGAGAAAGUGUGGAAACUGGAGAUGAGCUUUCCCCAGAGCUGCCACAGGCCUUCAAAUUCAGGUCUGCUGGUGGCAGAUAACUGCAGCUAUCUGCAAGUUGCAAAUUGCAACCAACUUCUUGCAAUAAACUUCUAAUAUUAAUUCUCAUCUAGCAUCCAGAUCUUCUCAUUCAACAAAUAUGAGUAGAGCUCUCAGUUUAAUCCCUUUCAUUAAAUAUCCAGUAUUUAUGAGCAGCUGUCCUGAAGUGCUAAGAAACUUGUUUUAGAGUGAGAACACGACGAUCCAACUGAAUGUCAGCAUUUUGCUUUGAAUGGUUUCCUACUGUGCAGGUAGCUGUUUGUAGCUGCGCAUCUUCGUCUGACUCAAGUGUUUAGCAGCAGCUGAGCACCGGCCUCAGCAGCAUCCUGUACUUUAUACAUAUCAAUCAAAUGCAAAAUACUGUAUGUUCAACUUUUACUUUGUCAUAAUUAUUGUCUUAAUUUUUUGGUACUUCAUAUGCAAAUGCCAGAGUAGAUGAAAUCUAAUUUAUUUUUGAUCUUGUUGAGAAUUAACAAUGUAUUUUUGUUGCUGUUGUGUUGUCAUGAGCACUAAUAUGUCCGAAUAUCAGAAAUCAGAGUGGAAACCUGCAGCUUUGGUCUGCUAGCGCUUCCUUGUUAUUCUGCAUCAUUUCUUAAUCAUGUUCUCAGAGGUUGUUGAGAAAAUUUGUUUGAUUUCAAAUAAAUAACUGAUAAUAGAU
Molecule: messenger RNA, 9504 nt
Organism: Neolamprologus brichardi
Lineage: Eukaryota; Metazoa; Chordata; Actinopteri; Cichliformes; Cichlidae
Gene: patj
Product: PATJ crumbs cell polarity complex component
Molecular function (GO): protein binding
Source: RefSeq, a predicted model, not a curated record